Messenger RNA from Gracilinanus agilis (Agile Gracile Mouse Opossum), 675 nucleotides. Its product is annotated as solute carrier family 2, facilitated glucose transporter member 7-like. The annotation marks the transcript as partial. Gene Ontology annotation, biological process: monosaccharide transmembrane transport. Gene Ontology annotation, molecular function: hexose transmembrane transporter activity. The record is from RefSeq and is a predicted model, not a curated record. NCBI's taxonomy places the organism in Eukaryota, Metazoa, Chordata, Mammalia, Didelphimorphia, Didelphidae. Gene Ontology annotation, cellular component: membrane. The transcript is spliced from 5 exons.
GCCUACAGCGCCCUGCCCAUGUACUUGGGAGAGCUGGCACCCAAAAAUCUGAGAGGCACGUUAGGAACAAUGACGGAGGUUUUUGUCAUCACGGGAGUCUUCUUGGCCCAGAUCUUCAGCCUCCAGGCCAUUCUGGGGAAUCCUGAAGGCUGGCCUGUGCUCCUGGCAAUCACCGGGAUCCCAGCAGUCCUGCAGCUCCUCUCUCUGCCCCUGUUCCCAGAGAGUCCCAGGUACACGCUGAUUCAGAAAGGCGAUGAAGAGCAGGCCAGGAAAGAUUUAAGGAAACUGAGAGGCUGGGAGAAUGUGGAGGAGGAGAUGGAGGAGAUGCGCCUGGAGGACCAGUCCGAGAAAGCUGAAGGGCGCCUGUCCGUGCUCAACCUUUUCACCUUCAAGCCCCUGAGAUGGCAGCUCAUUUCCAUCAUUGUCCUAAUGGCCGGCCAGCAGCUGUCGGGGAUCAAUGCGAUCAACUACUACGCAGACACGAUCUAUGCCUCAGCCGGUGUGAAUCCCACACACUCCCAGUACGUGACCGUGGGCGCAGGCAUAGUCAACAUUAUAAUGACAGUGAUUUCAGCUUUCACUGUGGAGCUCCUGGGGAGACGCCUCCUGCUGAUGGUUGGCUACGGAAUAUGUGGCUCAGCCUGCGUGGUGCUGACGUUGGCUCUCAUCUUCCAG